CAUCCCAGUAGUACUAGUCACUUCGGUGCGCGAUACCGGUCUCAUCAGUUCGUGCACGAUAGGGCACAUAUCGGAUGGCUCCAAUGAGUGGACACAGCAAUUGCCCGCUGCGAUCGCCGCUCUUCCUGCCAUCAAGCUGCUCUACCUCCGCAUUGACCAUCCAUGGACAACGGACUUCGACAACCUCCAUGGGGUGAUUUUUAGUAGGCUCGUGUCGAGAACGCUGGAGAGAAUCGUGCUCGAGCUCAGCAGUAUCUUGGCUUGGCAAAAUGUUACAACUGCCAAACGAUUGGAUCGGCUCGAACUCGAUGGGCUGUCGAGUUGCACACGCAUGCCGCGGCUCAAGACCGUUGUCGUAUUGAUGGGUGGAAUGGUCCGAGUGGACAGUGGAUCGUGGGGAGAGCUCGUAGCGUAUGCGCAGGGGAGGUUCGCAUCGCUCCAUGCGGCUGGGCUACUACGCAUAGAACACGACUAACACAUUACCGUUAUUUUCUUCGCGUCCUGGUCCUCCAAGCUGAUGUCUGCCAUAUAUUCACGCACAAAUACAUACGCUUCUAUGAGGCGUUUCUUAGGAAAAAAAUACCCUAAAACCAUGUUGAAGCCAGC
This is a messenger RNA of Lentinus tigrinus ALCF2SS1-7, 606 nucleotides long. The record is from the annotation of a GenBank genome assembly. Lineage: Eukaryota; Fungi; Basidiomycota; Agaricomycetes; Polyporales; Polyporaceae.